UGAGUUGAAUUGAAAUUUUAAUAGCCUAUUUCUGUACUAAGGAGUUUUGUGGAUUUUAAUAGACAGUGUACGAUUUUUUUAGUUUGAACUUUAAUGGAUUUAUAUCUGUAGAACUAUAUGGUUUCGAAAUUACCAUAGUUGAUAAGAAAAUAUAAAGUUUUCGAGAAGAAAGUAAAAUCAAUACAUUUUUUCAUAGCUAAAUGGUUUUAGCUUUCAACGUUCACCAAUACUUGCUCUACAUGCCUUAACAUCUUUUCGUGUCGGUUCCUGAGUUUGAACAAAAUUAGGAUAUUUUGUUAUAUAGUAAUAUUGAAGAUUACAAUUAGUUUAUUGGGUCAAUUGAAAACUCAUGAAAACAACAUUCUUCGCAAUAGAAGUUAUUAAGAGAGUCUAUACUGUCUUCAACAAAGAGAGUUUUGUUACCCUCCUUUGAAAACCUGACAAUACUAAUUGAAUACCACAAUACUUGUUUAUAUGAGUUGUUAGUGUUUUAUUUGGGGCUUGUUGAUGUUUUCAUUUUAUGGUGUAUGUUUGAUGGCUGAGAAACUGCUUGAGUAAAAAAGAAAACAAAACUGUUCUUCUGAAUUGAAUUGUUGUAUUAUAAUAAUACAACAAUACACUAAUUCUUGCAUCUGAUUUGGGGUUUGUGGUACAUUAGUGCUUUUUUUUUUUGUUUCUGGCAUCCAUUUAGGGUGUGUAUGGAAAGCCAUUACACUGCCAUUGACGGACCUUUUACGCAUUUCACUGCAAAAGUGUAGGAGGGAAGGGCUGGAAUGUUCAACUUGAUUGAUAUGCGGAAAAAAUUUACUACGCUGAGAGAAAAAAACGGGAUGACUACUUUGGGUAGAGGUAUUUUCAGUAUAUAAUUUUUUUGGAGCUUGUUAGGAGUUAAAUUUCUGAAUUAAGAUAGUGGUACUGUGAUAGGCGAAAUUGCUUCUUCAUUUUUAGUUGCUAUUCAGUUGUUGUAACAAACGGGCGUUGCUUGGUGUGUGGAUGAAACAUUCUACCCUUUGGUUGGAUUGUAAUCUGAGGCAGUUGAUAUCUCAGCUACAAAUCUUUUCACGAAAGUUUGAAGUGUGAUGCUGCCUUGUAUUUUAAAAUUUGAUAGACAUGAAGAGCGAGUUAUCAUUAUUAGUUCUAAGGAUAAUGAUGAAAAGGUUACUGAUGCAGAGAAAGCUCUUGAGCAAAUAGCACAUUUAAUUUUAAAGGAAGAUGAUAGCAGUCUUGAUUUGUCAAAAGUUGCAGCAGGACAUGUGGCUGCCAAUACAAUUAGACUUUUGAUUGCUGGGUCCCAGGCAGGUGGAUUAAUUGGGAUGUCUGGUCAAAACAUUGAGAAAUUGAGGGACUCUUCCGGUGCCUCGAUUACUGUUCUUGCACCAAAUCAGUUACCUUUAUGUGCUUCUGCCCACGAAUCUGACAGAGUAGUGCAGUUAUCAGGAGAUCUUCCUUCGGUAAUGAAGGCUUUGGACGAGAUAGGUUGUCAACUAAGGGAAAACCCACCAAGACAAGUGAUUUCAAUUAGUCCAACAUACAAUUAUGCUGCAAUUCGACCAUCCCAACCAUAUCUUGACCCAACUUCAGUUGAUUAUGUUACAUUCGAGAUGCUGAUUUCGGAAACGAUGGUUGGUGGGUUGAUUGGCCGAUGUGGCUCAAACAUAUCGAGGAUCAGAAAUGAAUCUGGAGCAAUGAUCAAGGUUUAUGGCGGUAAGGGUGAACAAAAGCAUAGACAAAUUCAAUUUGGUGGUAGUGCUCAACAGGUAGCUUUGGCAAAACAGAGAGUUGAUGAAUAUAUUUACUCUCAGUUGAUACAACAGACUGGCACCCAACAGUCAGCGGAAUAAUUUUUAUCAGAAAGGACCAAAAUUUAAAAGAUUUGUGGUCUAUUCAGCUUCCAGAGAUGACACCAAGAAAGCCAAAAUGUGUAGUUCCUGCUGUGAAUCCAGCCAGCUACCUGGGGGGUUUAUUUGUGUUAGUAAGAUGUGUUUGAUGGAUAUAAUUUGUUUUAGUGGAUUGUUCAGUUGCUGCUGAUGUUCAAACUUUUCUCAGCUUGUACUGUAUCAAUUGUUGUUAGUUGAAGGUAUAUAUAAUUUUUUUUAUACAUAAAUAUGAAUGUGUAAAAUGUAACAUUUGUUUCUGUUGA
This is a messenger RNA of Vigna umbellata (rice bean), 2140 nucleotides long. NCBI's taxonomy places the organism in Eukaryota, Viridiplantae, Streptophyta, Magnoliopsida, Fabales, Fabaceae. The record is from RefSeq and is a predicted model, not a curated record.